This is a messenger RNA of Lutra lutra (Eurasian river otter), 886 nucleotides long. Its product is annotated as RLA class II histocompatibility antigen, DP alpha-1 chain. Gene Ontology annotation, molecular function: MHC class II protein complex binding. The record is from RefSeq and is a predicted model, not a curated record. The transcript is spliced from 5 exons. Bases 9 to 779 code for a protein of 256 amino acids. NCBI's taxonomy places the organism in Eukaryota, Metazoa, Chordata, Mammalia, Carnivora, Mustelidae. Gene Ontology annotation, cellular component: MHC class II protein complex; membrane. Gene Ontology annotation, biological process: positive regulation of T cell activation; immunoglobulin production involved in immunoglobulin-mediated immune response; immune response.
CCCAAGUCAUGAUCCUGGGAACCAUUGUCCUGGCUGCCCUGCUGAGCCCCCAUGGAACUGAAGCCAUUAGGGGGGGCCAUGUGUCAGUGUAUGCCGAGUUCGUCCAGACACACAGACCCUCUGGAGAGUACAUGUUUGAGUUUGAUGGGGAUGAGCAGUUCUAUGUGGACCUGGAUAAGAAGGAGACUGUCUGGCAUCUCCCAGAUUUUAUUCAUGCCUUCGACUUUGAUGCCUGGAGAGGUAUUGCUGACAUUGUUGUGGCAAAGAAGAACUUGAACAACCUGAUCCAACGGUCCAACCACAUAAGGGCCACAAAUGAGCCACCUGAGGUGACUGUGUUUCCCAAGGAGCUUGUGGAGCUGGGACAACCCAACACUCUCAUCUGUCAUGUAGACAAGUUCUUCCCACCUGUGCUCAAUGUCACAUGGCUGCGCAAUGGGCAGAUGGUCACUGAAGGUAUAGCUGAGACCAUCUUCCUGCCCAGCACAGAAUUUAGAUUCCACAAGUUCCACUACUUAACCUUCCUUCCCACGGCUGAAGAUGUCUAUGACUGCAAGGUGGAGCACUGGGGCCUGGAUCAACCUCUCCUUAAGCACUGGGAGGCCCAGGAGCUGAUCCAGGUGCCUGAGAUGAAGGAGACUGUGGUCUGUGUCCUGGGUCUGGUGGCAGGUGUGGCAGGCAUCAUCACUGGCGUCAUUGUCCUGAAGACCAGGAGGCCUGACAGCAUCCCUGGGUGCAGGGCUCCUGUGACAACUCUUAUGAGACAGAAGAGGACAUAGGGGAAUGCCCAGCAACAGAUCUACUUUAAAGCUCCAGUGCCUCUGAAUGUCUGUGCUCCUCAACACCAAUGAUCGAUGUCCCCAAAGACCCCUCCAAUCCCUGCCUG